This is a messenger RNA of Megachile rotundata (alfalfa leafcutting bee), 1202 nucleotides long. RefSeq names its product TBP-associated factor 9 (gene Taf9). The record is from RefSeq and is a predicted model, not a curated record. Gene Ontology annotation, molecular function: RNA polymerase II general transcription initiation factor activity; protein heterodimerization activity; transcription coactivator activity. Gene Ontology annotation, biological process: DNA-templated transcription initiation; RNA polymerase II preinitiation complex assembly. Gene Ontology annotation, cellular component: transcription factor TFIID complex; SAGA complex. Lineage: Eukaryota; Metazoa; Arthropoda; Insecta; Hymenoptera; Megachilidae.
CGGCAAACACUUCAUAUAUAAUUUUGUAUCUAUGUUGCAACAUUAACCUAAAAUACAUACAUUAGUGAUCAAUCAUUGUGAAGAGUAAAUAAUAUUUUAUAGCGGUAUUUUCCAGAAUGACAGAAAAAGCAAAAACCAUGAGUCACGUUAAACAUAUUCCAAAAGAUGCGCAAGUUAUAAUGUCUAUUAUGAAAGAUAUGGGAAUCUCGGAUUAUGAACCGAAGGUUAUAAAUCAAUUACUUGAAUUCACCUAUCGUUAUGUUACUUGUAUAUUAGACGACAGUAGAAUUUAUGCGAACCAUGCUAAAAAGAAAUUUAUUGAUUUGGACGACGUUAGAUUGGCAGUCAAGAUGCAGUUAGAGCGCACCUUUACGAAUCCACCACCUAGAGACGUGUUGUUAGAUGUUGCUCGAGCAAAGAACAAUAUACCACUUCCAUUCGUUAAACCAAGUAAUGGUUUGAGAUUACCUCCUGAUCGAUACUGUUUAAAUGCAACAAAUUAUAAGCUCAAAAAUAUCACAAAGAAAGUGGUUGGGAAGCCAUUGCAUUCUUUAGUCGGAAAUAAUAUUCAAGGCGGUCAAUCUAAAAUUAAGGUAGAAGGCAAUAAGACUGGCCUUUCAAUCGUUAAAAGACCUGGAACGCUUGCAACAGUAGCUAGAACUCAAACUAUUUCAAUGCCAAAGCCUAUUCCGAAGUUUUCAACAGCGACAACAGGAGCAGCUACCGUAAAAGCACAAGUGGCUAAGCCAAAGAUUCAAAUUUCGUCAGGUCAGACAAUGCCACCUGUUAAAGUAGAAGUAGAAGAUUCAAUGAAAAGAAAGAGGGAAGAUGAUGAUUAUGACGUACCAUAACAAUAAAUGAUAAAUACUGAAUGUUUUAUUUUAUGCUUUUAAUGUACAAAAAAAUAUCGCAACCUUUUUAAUUUAUAAUUCGCAAUGGUGUGUAAUUUGAACUGCACCUAUAAACAAAAUUAUAUAUUUUUAAAGUAAUAUGUAAAUACGUCUUUCUUAAUUCGGCUUUACUAUGUUUUAUGCAUAUUUUUUUGUUAGAACAAUGAUGGACAAAGUACCCGUCUUUUGUAAUUCGCAAAUUAUCGGUGCCUCGUUGUUCUAGGAAAGCAAUUUUCUGUUACAAUAUUCUUUAUUUAGAUAUUUGCCAUGUUCAGUACAAUAAUGAAUCUUAAAUAAACUUCAGUUCGAGUU